AAUCAAACUAUCAAACUACAAAAAAAAUACCUCAUUUUCCAAUUUUCUUUCUUUCUUUUUUUUUUGUCCAGUAUCCAACCAUGCAUAAAGACCCUAUUCAAUUUACUCAACCGAUGAUCGGUGGCACUAAACCUACAGGUUCCGUGGACAUCAUUCCCAUCCCCACUACAAUAGCGCGUGUGCAGAACACCGGUACUAUGCCUCCUGUCGUUAGCAGCAGCGUCCCUAUAACUUCAAGAUUUGAUUAUCUCGACUCUGCUUCAGCCUUCAGGAGGAGGAGUUUGUGCUCAAUAGAUCAACCUGGUGUUGUCAUGACCAGAUUACCGCAAGAACUCGAGGAAUCUCAACACGAGUUUGGAUCCAAGCUAGUUGUUAUCAUGGUCGGAUUACCCGCACGAGGCAAGAGCUACCUGGUCAAGAAGUUACAGCGAUAUCUGACCUGGCUUCAAUACGAUACAAAGGUAUUCAACGUUGGAAACCGACGCAGAAUCGCCUCUAAAGGUGACAACAAGAAUGGAACCAGCCACUCGCAUGCGUUCUUUGAUCCUAAAAACAGCACUGCUAAGACAAUACGUGACGAAUUGGCGCUCGAAAGCUUAGAGGAGCUCAUUGCAUGGCUUAAACUGGGGGGACGUGUUGGGAUCCAUGAUGCCACAAAUUCUUCACGGGAACGAAGAAAAAUGCUUUUGAGGCGACUGGAAGCCGAACCAAAUUGCAGAGUGCUUUUCAUUGAGUCAAUAUGUACGGAUCCAGUGGUGUUGGCGCACAAUAUUACUAUGAAAUUGAGCUCACCAGAUUACAAAGGGAUGGAUGAGAAGCAGGCAAGGGAUGAUUUUAGAAAACGUCUUGAAAAUUACGAAAGAGCAUAUCAAACUCUAGACGAAGAGGAUGAAGAAGAUGGGAUUCAGUAUUGCAAAUUGAUCAAUGUCGGAAAGAAGGUCAUUGCUUAUAAUAUUCAAGGAUAUCUCGCAGGACAAUGUAUUUUCUACUUGAUGAAUUUCAACUUGUCUCCACGGUGCAUAUGGCUGACACGACACGGAGAAAGCAUUGAUAAUAUUAUGGGAAAGAUUGGUGGGGAUGCACCACUUUCACCUAGAGGAAAGAGAUAUGGCGCAUGUUUAUCACGGUUUAUCAAACAUCAGCGGCGGGAGAACGAAGUUUCAAGAAGGCUGGAAGCAGAAGCUGGUAUGGCAAUUUCAAAUCCACGUGAGAGGACUGUUGCAGUGUGGACGAGCAUGUUGACAAGAACCAAAGAGACCGUGGAAGAAUUUGAUCCCAAAGAAUAUGAUAUCAAGCAUAUGCGAUUCUUGAACGAAAUUUACGCAGGCAUUUGUGAGGGGCUAUCGUAUAACCAAAUUGAGCAGUUGUAUCCUGAAGAAUUUGAAUCGCGGCGGAUCAACAAGCUUUUCUACCGCUAUCCAGGCAUGGGAGGAGAGUCAUACUUGGAUGUUGUGCAACGCCUGAACCCAUUGAUCAUCGAGUUGGAACGAAUGACAUCAGAUUUGUUGAUUGUCACGCAUCGUGUUGUUAUGCGUAUCCUGUUGGGUUAUCUGAUGGACAUUGAUCGAUCCAAAAUGCCGGAGAUGGAGGUUCCAUUACACACACUGUAUUGCGUAGAACCAAAGCCUCAUGGUACUGUGGUUCGAAAGUUCAAAUGGGUCGAAGAGUUGGAUUGGUUUUUUGAGGAACCUACUGCAGAUAAAUAGUGAGUUUACUUGCGUAGUGAGACUGAUACUAGUAGGCAACCCUUGUUAUUAGAGAUGCGAACUGCGAAUGUAAUGAAUGAAAUAAAAAAAAGAUACAAC
Lobosporangium transversale is the source of this 1805-nucleotide messenger RNA. RefSeq names its product 6-phosphofructo-2-kinase-domain-containing protein. Gene Ontology annotation, biological process: fructose 2,6-bisphosphate metabolic process; fructose metabolic process. The transcript has 10 exons. Bases 81 to 1706 code for a protein of 541 amino acids. The record is from RefSeq and is a predicted model, not a curated record. Gene Ontology annotation, molecular function: ATP binding; 6-phosphofructo-2-kinase activity. NCBI's taxonomy places the organism in Eukaryota, Fungi, Mortierellomycota, Mortierellomycetes, Mortierellales, Mortierellaceae. Gene Ontology annotation, cellular component: cytosol.